UAUUCAGUUUUGUAGCUGAUUUCACAGGACUUCACUGGGCAUCUCGCCGCCGCUCGUUGUAGAGACAGUGCGAAGAUCAGUUCAUUUACUCUUGUCCCAAAACCGAUGACCUGCAGUAAAUAUCAAAGGCACUAAAGGAACCUGUGGACGUAUUCGUCGCAUGUUGUCAAGUACCUCUGUGCAGUAAGAUAAAUAUGUCACAUCCACAUAUGCAUCAUCAUGCGGACUCAACCAUGGAACCUGGUAUCACAGGCUCUCAUGGGGACCAUAUGACACACGACCCGGGUCAUGGGCAACACGACAUGAUGAUGCAAAUGACCUUCUACUUAGGCUACAAAAAUGUGGAGCUGCUAUUCGCUGGGCUGGUCAUCAACACACCAGGAGAGAUGGUAGGUGCUUGCAUUGGUGUGUUCUUGCUGGCUGUGUUCUACGAGGGUCUGAAGAUCGGCCGUGAGGUCCUGUUGAGAAGGAAUCAGGUGAACGUGCGUUACAAUUCCAUGCCUGUCCCAGGAGCUGAUGGCACCGUUCUCAUGGAGACACAUAAAACAGUCGGCCAGCGAAUGCUGAGUCUCGCGCACUUCCUCCAGACGUUUCUUCACAUCGUCCAAGUGGUGGUCAGUUACUUCCUCAUGCUGGUGUUCAUGACGUACAACGGUUACCUAUGCAUAGCGGUGGCGCUGGGCGCCGGCCUCGGCUACUUCUUGUUCAGCUGGAAGAAGGCAGUAGUGGUGGAUAUUACAGAACACUGUCAUUAACCUCUCUUGUUUAAACCCUCAAAAAACACCCACUGUACAAUCUCAACAUGCAUCACAGCAACUCUAUGUGUGUAGAGCACUGUAUGAUUGAAUAGUUCUUGGUCAAUAUUGGCCAAGUAGCUCUGUUCAUUUUAAAGCUCCAUUUUGAUUUGAUUUUGAUUCAUUUUAUACAAUUUAGCCCCAUAUUUCAUAUCCCAACUGCUCAUCACCAUCAAUCCCGGUCACUUCCUCUGUAAUGUUGAGAUAUGUGUGCACAACCUAAAGGUUGCAGUCACAUUCAUAAUCAAAGGGCAAAAAGGUCCAUUGUCUAUUGUCAAUAGUGUAGCGACGUAUGAAGCACAGCUCACACAAGUCACUUUCAAACCAAGCAACUUUUUCACGGGCAACGCAGCAAAUUCUUGUGACCAACGUGAACACUUCGCGAAAUCUGCGUGUGGAAAUCUUUUGCCCUUAUGCAAAUUUUUCCAAUCAUGUGGAUUGCUAUUGAAAUGACUUGAUUUCGAAUGCAAAACUUCGCUGAACAAUGGUAAAGGUGUGGUAACAUUUACCGUUGUUAAGCGAAUUUUCGCUUUUAAAUUAUAAUUUUAAUAGGAAUCCACUUGAUUAGGAAUUUUGCGUGAGGGCGAAAGAUUUACUUACAGAUUUCGCAAUGAGUUCACCACGUUGACCAACAGAAAGCCAGUCAGUUUGAAAGGCUUCUGUGCGAGUGGAGCUUCAUGCAUCACUACACUAUUAACAGUGUUUAUUUUUUUUUGCCAGUGAAAUUUAGCUGAAAUUUUACUAAAGUGACGCACCUUCAAUGUGACCACACCUUAACAGUCUACCUCCACAUAGUACUGAGAGUCACGGGUGACCUUGUUCAUUAUAAUCGCAUCUGUUAUCCACAUCUCAUGAUUUAUUUUGUUUAUGAAGGUGCUUCUGAGUGCGAUAGAGCCUUACUAAACCCAUUGCCUUAAACAAGGGAACACACGCACACCCAAAAGGGUGACAAUAGACUCUAAAAUCCAAACAGGAUCUGGACCCAAUAUACAAGCACUAGUGGUGGGAGGGUGUUUUUUUUUUUUUUUUUUUCCUUGGAGGUUGUUAUGGCCAAGUGUUUCACAUCAAUGAAACUACCGUUAAUAAUCAGUGACCAUUGUUUAGACAUAAACACUGGACUGAAUGAUGUUUGCACAAGAAAGAGAGGUUUUGGGACUCUGAGUUUGAAGUCGAACUUUGCUCCCUUUGGAGUGCUUUUAAGUAAAUACGGGGAGAUUGGUGAAAAAUAAAUUAUAUCUGAUGCCAGUGUCACCGAUUUCGUUUUAUAAUUUAUAUUUGUAACACUCAACUAUGACAGUGUACUUGAUAUCAAUGUUUUCUAGCAAUCUUUAUGUAGAACCUUUUACGCUGACAUCUUUUAAAAGAAAUAUUGUGGCGCAUUUGUGAUGUUGAGGAAAUCAUGAGCUGUUAAACAUAUUAAGGUCAUCGCUCUGAUUGUUACUGGGUCCCAGAAUGUGAAUUUUAUGUUGAGUAAAUUGAUGAUAGUUAUGCUCCUUAACUGAAAGGAGUAUGCCUUUACAUAUGGGACCCAAAUAAAGUGCCCAAGAAGUGUCUGAAUUGCUUGUGAAAACAAAAGGCUGGAAAAGGCUUUCUUACUGACAAAAUCACAAAACUACAUAUAUUUUAAACCAGUAAGCAUGUGGGUUUUAGAAGAAAGCCUGUUUAAUUUUUUUUUUCGUUGUUCCUUUGUAGAUUUCUUUUCUAUAAUGAUUUUUUUUUUUUUUAGUUAAAAGCAGAAAAAAAAUGUAAUUUCAAAAGAAAAUAUAUACAUUAUGUUUUUGCAGCAGGUGCCACUCUGUCGUUUUACAUUUGACGAUCUCGGCUUAGUCAUAUUGCAAAUUUAUUUUAAUGACAAAAUAAGUUUGCAUUGUCUUAUAUGGAGAAAAACUACAAGCUGUUGGGUAGAAGGACUGAACCUUAUUUCCAGUGCUGUGGCAGUGUUAACUUUUUUUUUUUUAGGCUGGUUACAGUUCAGUCAUGUCUGUAGAGUUUGAAAAUGUAAACAGUACUAUAAUCAUAGUAAAUGAUGAAUAAAUAUUAUAUGAUUUCAAAGACAA
This is a messenger RNA of Ctenopharyngodon idella (grass carp), 2851 nucleotides long. RefSeq names its product solute carrier family 31 member 1 (gene slc31a1). The coding region runs from base 195 to 755 and encodes 186 amino acids. Lineage: Eukaryota; Metazoa; Chordata; Actinopteri; Cypriniformes; Xenocyprididae. Gene Ontology annotation, molecular function: copper ion transmembrane transporter activity. Gene Ontology annotation, biological process: copper ion transmembrane transport. The transcript has 5 exons. Gene Ontology annotation, cellular component: membrane. The record is from RefSeq and is a predicted model, not a curated record.